Pelagomonas calceolata is the source of this 870-nucleotide messenger RNA. NCBI's taxonomy places the organism in Eukaryota, Pelagophyceae, Pelagomonadales, Pelagomonadaceae. The record is from the annotation of a GenBank genome assembly.
CCGGCCCCGCGCAAAGCGGCAAUAGCACACUCUACGCCUGGACAGCGCUCGUCACUCCGCGUAUUUGGCAGCCUAGACCACGCGCGAGGACGCCUCCUGACCAGGAAGCGCCCCAGCGGCAGCCCCAGUGAGCCAUGGGCUGCCAGACAAGCAAGCCAGAGGAUGUGCAGCCGCCGCCAACGCCGCCCGCCGACGCGGAUAAAGCCAAGUCGCCCCCAACGCCUCAAACCGCGCCCGCGGACGAGCCCGCUGUCGUCCUCGAGGACGCCUUCGGGCCCGCGCCGGCCUCGACGCCUUCGGGCUUCGCGCGCGCGUUGGGAGUUGCCCAGGAUCCAGCGUCACCGCCGCCCGCCCCGACGAGCACACGCGGGCGGUCCCUCAGCCCGUCCUCCUCGCGAGGGGACCUCGUCGAGGACGGGAAAACGGCGUCGCCGCCGUCCACGCCGCUACCGCCGCGCACGGACCCGCCGAGCCCGACGUCCGCCGGGAGCUUGCAAGCGCCGGCGUUCUGCGUGGACGAUGACGUGACGACACCAAUAAAACUGCCGCCGCAGCCGGAGGUCGCGUCGCCCUUCGACCCCGCGCGGCCGCGGCGACCGCCGACCGUGGAAUGCGACGCCGACGCGGCAGCACGAAACGUGCAGGCGCUUCUCGCGGCGCUAGGCACGCCGACCAAACGAGUUGCGACGAAGCCGCCGCCGGCGCCCGACGACGAUACGACUCGGUUCGCGCGGCAGGCCCUCGAGGCAUCCGGCCGCGACUCCGAGGACGCGUCGAGCGCCGCGAAGGCCCUGGCGACGCAUGGGUCGGGCCUGGCGGACGGGCUUGCUCUACUGAGGAAGUGUUAAAAUCAUAAUUAGCGAAACACGG